GUUCCUACAUAAGCCGAGGCAGAAGGACGAACAAGUAGAGGGGAAAGACGAAGGAAGGGGAAAUUUCCGCCAAGGGUGGGAUCGAAGAGAGCUGGCUCGGAGCGGGUCCAAUCGAAUCCUCGACUUAUACCUGGUGAUUGGGAGAACGAAUGAGCUGUGGUUAUUAGGAGGGACUUUUUUUUUCCUUCUUCUGGCUGCAUUCUCUUUAGGUUGUAUUUUAUUCCUCUUGUUGGAAGUGUGAAGGUCAAGCACACAGUCAUCCUUUAGUGAUGGAUCACUCUGGGAACUUAAGCCAUCGCGAUCACACAAUUGACAUACCAAGAAAUGAUGUUACCUCCUCAUCAACAUCUCUCCGGGACAAUCACAAUGGCUUGGAUGAGUUGCACCACGACAGGGUUCCUUCAAAUGAAGUUCCCCCUGUCCCAGAAAGUUCUUCUGGCACAAUUGCUGCAUCAAACUCUCGAAAUGCAUCUGUUGCAAGAAGAGAUCAAGGUCGUCGUCAGCAGAAUCCUUUGAAUUCUGGCAUCUGGAUCUCAAUUGAGCUUAUCGUAAAUGUUACCCAGAUUAUUGCAGCUAUUUCUGUUCUGUCAGUAUCAAAGAAUGAGCAUCCACAUGCUCCAUUAUCUGUGUGGCUUAUUGGUUAUACAAUUGGUUGUAUUGCUACUCUUCCGCAUCUUUAUUGGCGCUAUCUCCAUCGCAAUCGCCAGAACACUGAGCAGGAACAAACAAGCCAAGAUUCAUUUGAAAGGAACAUAUCUGAGCCUAAUUCUUACACAUCGGAAGUUGUGGACAGUGCCAACAGCACUGGCGUCUCAAGAACUAAUUUCACAGUUGCAAGUCCAAGGGUCUACGCAAUGGUUGCCUGCUUUAAAUUGGCUCUGGAUUUUUUCUUUGCUGUUUGGUUCGUUGUGGGCAAUGUGUGGAUAUUUGGUAGCCAUUCUUCUGUCCAUGACGCUCCUAACUUGUAUAGGCUGUGUAUAGUAUUCCUUGCGUUCGGCUUCAUCAGCUAUGCAUUACCUUUCAUUCUCUGUACAAUGAUAUGCUGCUGCCUACCCUGCAUAAUCUCCAUGAUGGGCUUCCAUGAGGAUUUGGAUCUGAACCGAGGUGCUGCCACGGAAGCAAUAAAUGCCUUGGUGGCAUACAAGUUCAAAUCGAAAAAGAUUCAUGGCGAUGAUGUGGGAGAAGAUGGUGGUGGAGUCUUGGCGGCUGGAACUGACAAGGAGCGAACUAUUUCUGCAGAAGACGCCGUUUGCUGCAUCUGCUUGUCAAAGUUCUCGAACAAUGAAGAUCUACGAGAACUUCCCUGCACGCACGUCUUCCACAUGGAAUGCGUAGAUAAAUGGCUCCAGAUAAACGCACUGUGUCCUCUUUGUAAGGCUGAGAUAGGUGGCUCAACAAGUGUUUCAGAAACUGGCUCUGGGGGCCCUCGCAGCGACAACAGAGUAGGAGAUGACGUUGAGUCGCAACGGUAGCUGCUAUUGUGCUCUAUCCCAUGGACAUGAGGAUGGAAGAUGCCCCACAAUGCGGCCUAAAAUGAUUUAUUUGUGGAUUAACAUGACAAACUACAAGUAGGAAUGUCACUCUUUGUAUGAUCCGAGUAUCCGACAAGUCCUUUUUUUUUCUAAGGGACUUGUUUCGCUUUGCCAAUAUAGUAUUUCCUGCCUACACCGUUCGGUGGCAUUCUCUCAGAAUUUCUUAUACAUUGUUGCCGUCAUUGUUCUUACCUGAAACGUCUGUAGAAAUCAUGCUUUGCUAGCAGGUUUUGGAAUGCUGAUGAAACAUGAAAGUGACCACUAAGCUAAGUACGUUUGUGGGUUGUUGAUGUUAA
This is a messenger RNA of Phragmites australis (common reed), 1828 nucleotides long. Its product is annotated as E3 ubiquitin-protein ligase At1g12760-like. The transcript is spliced from 6 exons. The record is from RefSeq and is a predicted model, not a curated record. The coding region runs from base 270 to 1472 and encodes 400 amino acids. Lineage: Eukaryota; Viridiplantae; Streptophyta; Magnoliopsida; Poales; Poaceae.